GUGAUCUAUGCUUGUCAAAUAAGCGCAAACUGAACGAUCCCACCCCCGAGGAGUGCUGCCUGUACACGGUGGUAAGGCCACAGUUUCCGUAUGUUACUCAGUUUCUCUGAGUUAUAAUACAAACCCGAGCUUAGGGAAUUUUACUAGAUUGGGUCAUAGUGAAGUAAAGAAAAUGGAGAACAGACGUUUAUUGCAGAAUAUUCGCAAACCACCCAAACUCAGCACACCUGUUCUAAUAAUCUCCAAACUCAUCAUGACUGCUCUGCCAAUUGCACAAGUAUCAAUUGGUGCAAUAUAUCUGCAUGAAUGUCAAAAGGAGCCCUAUAUCCCCAUUUAUCUGCUUGUGUCAGGUGUGUUUGCGCUGGUGCUAGGUCUGCUCUCCUGCCUGCCUUGCACCCAAGAGCCAGAAGAUGGCACUCAAUCUCUUCUGAGCAGUCUCUGCACUGCCUGGAAUUCACUGGUGUCACUCUUCCUCUUCUGCUGGUUCAUCGCUGGUAAUUUUUGGAUCUACUCUAUUUACCAGCCUGAUUACAACCCUGGGAUAAAUUAUUGCAAUAAGACAUUGUACCUUUUUGCUUUCUGGACCACCACAUUGGUCUAUAUAUUACUGGGCAUCACCUUCCUAGGGGGUUGCUGUAUGUUCUUAUGCUUGUGUUUGUGUGGAAGGAGUGGAAAUGUGGAUGAUGUAUAAUUGGCAAGGCCAGCAGUCAACACUGAUAUUACUAAUAAUAACAAUGUUGUGCACUUUAGUAGGGCUGUUUAUUCUUCAUUUUGCUCUUAUUUGAUGUAGUGCAACUUACUAGGUCAGUUAUGAGCUUGCACUAUUGAUGAGUGGGAUUAAAAUGUUAAGUAACUCUAUAAAUUCCUGUGUGUAAAUGUAUCUGUAUUGUUGAGCACCAGAGACAUUAAAGACACAAGUUUAUUAA
Carassius carassius (crucian carp) is the source of this 926-nucleotide messenger RNA. RefSeq names its product transmembrane protein 272-like. The transcript is spliced from 5 exons. Lineage: Eukaryota; Metazoa; Chordata; Actinopteri; Cypriniformes; Cyprinidae. Bases 173 to 691 code for a protein of 172 amino acids. The record is from RefSeq and is a predicted model, not a curated record.